Molecule: messenger RNA, 4752 nt
Organism: Xenia sp. Carnegie-2017
Lineage: Eukaryota; Metazoa; Cnidaria; Anthozoa; Malacalcyonacea; Xeniidae
Product: nitric oxide-associated protein 1-like
Source: RefSeq, a predicted model, not a curated record
AAAAAUGCUAUCCAGGCUUCGUGCAACCGGCACCAGGUCAGUGUUUCCUUUCCAGUUCUCAAAUCUGGAUCAAUCUGGAUGCUUGUUAUAACUGGUCAGCGGUCAUCAGCGACAGCAAGCACUUUGUGUUGAACGAAUAACUGUAUCUUCCACUACACAUGUGUGGAAAGAGAAAUUCAUAAAUUUAUCUUAUAUUUCUAAAGUAUGAGUGCGCUCAUACACAAUUGAAAUGAUUUACAAAGUGUUAGCAGAAACAAUUGAUCAUGUAUGGGUUUUUUCGUGGAUAUUAUCAUCUGAAAAAGAGUUUUAAAUUGGGAACCGUAAUAUUUGUACAUCGGAGUCCAAGUUUUUCAAGAAAGAGAUGGUUCUGUUGUCCGUCGUACUUCACCGGUAUCCCUGCUUCUUUUGACAGAAGUAAAAUAAUUUGCAAAUACAAUAAAGAAAGAGUUACUUGCUCUAACGUUGUCGGUGAUAAAAGUAAAAGCAGCGAAGACAGGAUACCAUCUGCAGUUAAAGAAUUACUAGGAAUUGAAGUUUACCCAGAAAUAUUUGACCAACUUCCUUGUAAAUGCACAGGCUGUGGUGUCAUCUUGCAAAGUGAUAAUGUGCAAAAGCCUGGAUUUAUUCCCAGCUACAGAAACCCUAAUAUUCACAGUAACAUCGAAGAAAAUUUUUAUUCUGAGAUCAUAUGUCAGCGAUGUUUUAAUCUUAAACACUACAGUCAAGAUGUUGGACCUAUGGUUCCACCUGAAGCCACUGAAAAAUUUUUAAAACACAUCUCUCGAAGAAAAGCCUUGAUACUAUAUGUUGUUGAUGUCAUGGAUAUUCCCGGAUGUUUCAUUGAAAAUAUCAUGGAAAUUGUCGGUGAAACUAAGCAUGUUAUACUUGUAAUCAACAAAUUAGAUAGCUUUCCUGUUGAUGGAAAACCAAAACAUCAAAUUGAACGGUUAAAAAAAAUUAUUCUUGACAUUGGUAGAAAGCAUGGCUUAGCUUAUGCAAACAUUCUUGAUGUGGUUGCCAUCAGCUCCAAAACUGGGUUUGGUGUAAAAAAUUUAGUACGAACCAUCAAGGAACAUUGGAGGAAAAAUUCUGAUGUUUAUUUAGUUGGUUGCAAUAACUCAGGAAAAACAACAUUGUUUAACUUGCUAAAAGAUCUUUCCUCAAGCCGUUCUUCAGAAAAUAUGCUUAAAAGAGGUGUAGUUAGUCCAUCUGUGGGGACAACACUAAGCCUUUUACGCUAUCCUAUUACAAAAUACAGAUUUCAAAGACUUGGAGACAGACUUAGGACUGGCGUUUCUGAGAAAAUGAUUAAUGACAAAGAAAUGAUUAUGGAGGUUGACUUAGACGAUGAUAUAGUAGACAAAAGUUUGACCAAAUAUAGAGACAUAAAAGGUGAUGUUCUCAAUACUUGUGCUGCUAUAUCACCUUAUCAUCAAGUUGAGAUUGUAGCACAACAGGAAAGUAAAGAAACCAUUUCAUGGUUAUAUGAUACACCAGGUUUAUUCAAUAAAAAUCAGUUGACACAUAUUUUGAGAAAUGAAGAAUUGAAGCUACUCAAUCCAGCUUUGUGGUUUGUUCCACGAACUGUGAUAAUGAGACCAGGUCAAGUUAUGUUUCUUGGAGGUCUAGCAAGACUAGACUAUCUUCAUAUCACAAGAAAGUCGUUGCACCAUCCAAAUAAGGAUGAUAAUGUUCUUAAGGCCUCCCAAUACAUCUUUUUUACAAUUUUUGCUUCGCCUAAUCUUCCUGUCCACGUAACCAGUUGUGAAAGAGCAACAAAGUUCUAUGACCAACAUGUUGGUGAGGAAAUUUUGAAGAUACCAUGUGGUGGUGAAAGUAGAAUGAAUUUCCCACAGUUAAAAGGAAAAACCUUUGAAGUGAUGGGAAAGAAGUGGAGGUACAGUGCAGCUGACAUUGUCCUAUCAGAUGUUGCAUGGGUUGCUGUGACUGCAGGCUCAGCAUCAAUUGUUUCAAUCAAAGCUUACACACCCAAUGGAGCUGGCUUGUAUCUCAGAGAACCUGCUCUCCUACCUACUAGUGUUCAACAACGAGGACGUCGUGGUGUGCCAUAUUUGGGGCACGUCAAUCGUAAUAUGUAUCAGGGGACUCGUAAAAAGAGCCCCUCGUUGAUGAAGUAUUUUGCUAAAGAGAACUUUGGCACAAUUCAGUGGAUGAAAAUUGCUGAUAAAAAAGGAAAAACAACGUGUCUUGUUGAAAUUUGCAAAAACACAAUAUUAUCAAAAGCUGGGCGUCGGUUACAGCGCACGUAGCAAUCCUCGCAGAUAUUUACCUGACACGAAUGACCAAGAAUUUGAGAGCAAGAUGUUACAGAAUGAAUAACCUUGUGUUUGGUUAUUAGGGAAGUGUCUUCAAGAAAGAAGAUGUAGUUGUGGAUUCUUUAGCCAUGAAAAUGGAAGCUUGGAGAAAUUUUAAAACGUUUCCUCUCUGUGUGUGUCGAUUGUUGUUUGUGGUAUUAUGACGAAUUUGUUUUCGUUGACAUCAGCAAAACAUUAAUAUGAAGAUAAGAUUAAGGGGCUGUUCAUAUGAGCCCGGCUAACCGGGAUCUAGUGAUGCAUUAAAUGAUUUUGAUGCAUUGAAAGGGGGCAAAACUUUAAGCGUAAAAAUUACAACUGUUUGCUAAGAGCGCCACAAGUCAUUUCUGUUGAAAUUCUCAAAUUAGGCCAAACUGGCUGUUUCAAUUUUAAAUGUUUUGCGCUGUCAUUAAAUCAGAAUAUUGUGAAAUUGCUCGGGAAGAUUUAACUGAUGAUAAGUGUAGAAUCGUUUCCAUUUGCCAAAUUCAUCUAACGCCUCACUAAAUCCCGGUUAGCCUGGCUCAUAUGAACAGCCCCUAAGGUCUCUAACCAUUCUAUAACCCUCCUCUAACUACAUUUCGUGAAUUAUGUAUAUUAUGCAAUAUUUAUAAGGCCUUUGCUCUAUUUCUUGACUCCCACGCUCUUUAACCGCCGUUUAUCACAUACCUUAUGACGUCACAAAUAUUUCACAACGAAAUUCUUGUUUAGUUGGCCGAACAAUAAUUCCUGAUAAAUUUUAUUUGUGCCUAGAUUUGAGAGCGUUUUUCUGAUUAUUGUUUUGUGAUAAAAAAACCACAGAAUUGGCUCUUUAACCUGUUGAGUAAGGUUCGUAGUUUUUGAAACUGCCUUUGUGUCGAAACCUGCAUCACUUUGGGAAUGGCGUCAGUUAGAGACUUACUUCGUUCAUUUGGUCUACUUGUGUUUGUGGCUUGUGUAACUGGUCAGGCUUUAACAGGAGUAAUGUAUGAACUGUCUGAUCUUAAAUCAUGUAAACGUGUCCCAAAUUUGCCACCGUGUAGUAUAACAAGAGCGAACUAUGUGCCUGAUUAUGCAUCGAAGCAGUUCUUGAAGUUGAUGGAGAAAAUUUAUCGCUUGGCGCGCGAUAUUUCUCGUUUGGACAGUCGUCCACAAUGUAAAAAGGCGUACGAGCAGUUUCUCUGCGCUCAGUACUUUCCUAAAUGUAAGAAAGGUCAAGAUCCACGAUAUCCCAACCUAAAAUAAACCGUCGGAUCAUACACGAUCCUGACAUAUCAAAGAAAUGCAGUAAUGUCAUAGCGUCAUGUAAUGAACUUGUGUCGAAGAAGUUUGUUGGUGAUCGAUACUUUUUAUGUGACCAUGUUGACAACUAUCCUCGUGAAGGCUGGGAAAUUGGUCGUUGUGUUAAAUAUGACGAGGAAAGUCGUUGUAGAACGACUGGGUCAGACGAACUAAAGUUACCAGCAUGGCUGAGAGACCAACAUGACCAAGAGGUUCAGCAGUUCAUGAAUUUGACCACUUUCCAUGUGAACCAUACAUUACCUCUGUGGUGCAGAAUACGACUUGAAAAUUUUUUAUGUCGUCAUCCAAUUUGCAAAAAUGGCAAACUUUUGACCAACUACACCCGACAAACCUGUUCUAAUGAACUUGAAUGUGCUCGUUUUGUUCCUGGCGAAAUCAAUGUAGAUGCGAUCUGUUUAACAUUUCCAAGCACUUCAUCAUAUAGCUUGGCAAACAUGAUGCUCAUUCUCAUAACCAUUUUCAUUUUUUCUGCUUGUGUACUCUAACAUACAUAUUUUAUCAAUAAGUAAUAUUUUGUUCUUUGAGAUGUUCAUAUACAUGAAAACUUUCGAGCACCGUGGUAUAAGUUGUACAUGUUGUUUUUGAUUUUACCAACAAUUCAGAAUUUAUAUGUGUGGUGAAGGUUAAAUUUCAUGAGGUGUUAAUAUUAGUCUCUUUACAGGUUUAUAACUGAUUCAAACAUGAUCAUUCACCAGCUCGACAAUUGUUGAUAAUUUCUAAUUGCCGCAGAAAAUUAUUGCACGUGUAUUACCUAAUUUCAACGUUAAUAAUUCCUGUGAGUUUUUUUGGAGAUGAAAAUCCUUUCAAUACUGCACAAAAAUACGUAUGUUGUCAAUUUUUUUAGUUAAUUUAUAAACAGCAGUCAUCGUUGAAAUGGGUUGUAAUAAUUGGAUGAACAGGUGUAGUUUGGUAAAAUUUCAUCGCUGCAUUAUCUAGAGCGUUUAGUAGUUUUAAAGUUUAACGAUAAGAACAUGUAUUUGCACGUAAAAUUUUGGAAAAAAUGUACCAAGAACGCAAAUUUAAACUAUGGACUACCUAUCGCUUUAAAACCUGCAAAUGACCUAUGAAUACCAACAUGUAUGAUAUCAUUAGAGAAAAUACUUUCAUUCUUAUUGUAAGUUGUAUCUAUUGACUGUGAAAUAUAUUUACCUUGUUUUUUAAA